This is a messenger RNA of Aphanomyces astaci, 594 nucleotides long. RefSeq lists its product as hypothetical. The coding region runs from base 1 to 594 and encodes 197 amino acids. Gene Ontology annotation, molecular function: metal ion binding. Lineage: Eukaryota; Oomycota; Saprolegniomycetes; Saprolegniales; Verrucalvaceae. The record is from RefSeq and is a predicted model, not a curated record. The transcript has a single exon.
AUGGCGCGUACAGGGUGCAUCUUCAUGGAGAUGACGGACGCCCCCGGUCGGUUGGAAGCCACGUACUUUGUGCAGAUGGACUUUCACGGAUCCGCGCCCAAGGCGAUGUACGUUCACGGCAUGCGGCGGCACAUCCGAGCGAUCCUCCCCACGGUCGAGUCGUUCAUCCUUAUUGCGCUGCUCCGCGACGCGGCCUUCUUCGCCAAGCUGGUGCCAACGUCCGCUCGACGCGCUUGCCAUGUGUGUGACUUGAUGUUUGGCGCGUUUCAUCGUCGGCGCCGAUGCCGCAAGUGCGGCGACGUCGUGUGCACUUCAUGCAGCAGCCACGUCACGUUCGAUCAGCAUCUGGACAGUCUCAAGCUGCGCAUUUGCACCGCGUGUGUCAUGCACGUGCUACUCCCGGACGAGUUUCCAAACCCGACGAGGUCUUCAUCCCAGCUCCGCCUUCACCAUGACAGCAACGAUGAUGAUGAAGUUGUGACGGUGGGUCGCAACUGUUCUACUGGUCAAAGCCAAAGUCAUCGUCGCUCUCACUCCAGCCAGAUUGAAAAUAAACAAAAAGAGACUAAAGAACGACGGCGCAGCAAAUACUAG